GUCGCCUCUUGGCACAUUCGCACUCGAGCCCUGCCAGAAGUCAGUCAAGCAGCAUCCACGAAGCACAGUUAACGGCAACCAUCGAUAUUAAUAAUCAUAAUAAUAAUGAAACUUUACACCUUUGUGCUGUGCAUUGCAGUGGCUGCCGUUUCACAGGUGUUGGCCGCCAAUUUUCAGAUUCGCAACCACGAUGAUGCUGUUGCCGCACACGAGGAGUGCCGUGAAGAUUUCUAUGUGCCUGAUGACAUUUACGAGAAAUUCCUGAACUACGAGUUCCCCGAACAUCGUCGCACCAAAUGCUAUGUGAAGUGCUUUUUGGAGAAAAUGGGUCUGUUCACCGAUCGCAACGGCUUCAAUGAGAAGGCAAUCAUUGCGCAGUUCACAUCGAACAACUUCAAGGACUUGGAGCCAGUCCGUCACGGUUUGGAAAAGUGCAUCGAUCACAAUGAGGCCGAAUCGGACACUUGCACCUGGGCCAAUCGUGUCUUCUCCUGCUGGCUGCCCAUCAACCGUCAUGUGGUUCGCAAGAUCUAUACGCACGCUGAUCUAACAGCUGAUGCGCAGAUACUGGAGAAAUGCCUGCAUGAUCUGAGCAGUCCGGAGCGCAUCAACACCGAUCUCAAGAAGCUGGAGCGCUAUGGCGAGUGGACGAGCGAAGAGGUGCCGUGCCUGAUGCACUGUCUGGCCAGCGCAAAGGGCUGGUUCGACGCCGAGGCGAACAAGUGGCACAAGCAGCGGUUGGCUGACGAGUUGGGUGCUGACAUUUAUAACUAUUGCCACUACGAGUUGCAUCGCAAAUCGCGCAACGGCUGCAGCUAUGCGUAUCGUGGACUGCGCUGUCUGAAGCAGGCCGAGUUGCACGCUGGCACAAGCAUCGCUACGUUGCUGCGCUGCACCAGCAAACUGAAUGCCACCAAUGUGGAGCUGCUUCAGUACAGCAAACUGAAGCCAAGGGAAUCGAUACCGUGCUUGUUUCAAUGCUUCGCCGAUGCUUUGCAUUUCUAUGACGAUGCGGGCAACUGGCAGUUGCAGAAUUGGCAACAGGCUUUUGGACCCAGUCGACAGGAUCAGCAGCCGGACUACAAUGGCUGCCGUUUGAGUCAGGAGCAGCGCAACCAAGCGCCCAAUAAGUGUGCCUGGAUGUACGACGAAUAUCUGUGCUGGGAGCAACAUAAUGGCAAUCUGCGCAUGGAGACAUCAACUUCCACGACAACAACAACAACGGCAAAGCCGAAUUAGUUUAGGUGACCAUCAAACAUU
This is a messenger RNA of Drosophila sulfurigaster albostrigata, 1260 nucleotides long. RefSeq lists its product as uncharacterized. The record is from RefSeq and is a predicted model, not a curated record. NCBI's taxonomy places the organism in Eukaryota, Metazoa, Arthropoda, Insecta, Diptera, Drosophilidae. Gene Ontology annotation, molecular function: odorant binding. Gene Ontology annotation, biological process: sensory perception of smell. The transcript is spliced from 3 exons. Bases 106 to 1239 code for a protein of 377 amino acids.